AUGUCCUUUCAAAGCCAGCGAUGGAUCGUUAUUUUCGUGAUAGAUUCAACCCAUGCUUCGGUCUAUAUAAGCAGUCAGCUAACCUCAGUCUCAUUCAAAUUAACUAUCAUGGCUCUCAACGACAAGAAUCUUCAAACAGCGCAGGGCGUCGGUGUCUAUCCUGGCAUGGCCAACCCGACUUCGUCCUCUAAUCCUACCGACCCCCUCGAGAAUAAUUUUGUAACAGACCCAACCACAUCUGACCGGGGUGCUGGUGCUGGGCCCAAUUUUGAAGGCGACAAACAGGCCCGUAGAAUAUUAAAAGAUUCAACUGGUUACGCCGACAAGAUACUGGAGACUACUGCUGUUCACCCGCUUCGCCCAGACUCAAAUGAUGAUGAUGGUUGGGCCCAUGCGACAGCGAAGCCAACGGGCAGAAUGCCAACUACCACGCAAGAUGCGCCAGGAAUCGCUGAACGAGCUGGCAAUGUCGCUGUUGGCGGUGCUAAACUAGCUUACGGGCAUCUGACUGGUGACGAACUAAUGAAAGAACAAGGUCAGAAGGCGGUCUUUGGCACUCAGGACACAAAGUAA
This is a messenger RNA of Mycena indigotica, 573 nucleotides long. RefSeq names its product G-patch domain-containing protein. The coding region runs from base 1 to 573 and encodes 190 amino acids. The record is from RefSeq and is a predicted model, not a curated record. Lineage: Eukaryota; Fungi; Basidiomycota; Agaricomycetes; Agaricales; Mycenaceae. The transcript has 4 exons.